Messenger RNA from Anolis sagrei ordinatus, 387 nucleotides. The record is from RefSeq and is a predicted model, not a curated record. NCBI's taxonomy places the organism in Eukaryota, Metazoa, Chordata, Lepidosauria, Squamata, Anolidae.
UCCUCCCGGGUCAGGAUGUCCUUCCUGCCUUUGCAAAACCCCUUUGCUUGUGUGUCUUUGCAGGAGGAGAACCUGAAGCGCACCAAAGGAGGGGACCUGAAGGCCAGCAUCCACCGCAUGGAAGUGGAGAGGAUCCGCUACGUCCUCAGCAGCUAUUUGCGCAGUCGGAUCCGAAAGAUUGAGAAAUAUUUCCCGCACGUCCUGGAAAAAGAGAAGACACGGACGGAGGGAGAGCCCUCCAUCCUCUCUCCAGAAGAGUUCGCUUUCGCCAAAGAGUACAUGGCCAACACAGAGGCCCAUCUCAAAAAUGUGGCUCUGAAGCACAUGCCUCCAAACCUACAGAAGGUGGACCUCCUCAAAAUAGGUAGGGAAGCCUUGCUUGUGUAG